Messenger RNA from Anopheles bellator, 384 nucleotides. Its product is annotated as cuticle protein 19-like. The record is from RefSeq and is a predicted model, not a curated record. Gene Ontology annotation, cellular component: extracellular matrix. NCBI's taxonomy places the organism in Eukaryota, Metazoa, Arthropoda, Insecta, Diptera, Culicidae. Bases 1 to 384 code for a protein of 127 amino acids. The transcript is spliced from 2 exons.
AUGAUCGAAGUUAUCGCCCUCGUCCUGUGUCUUGCCAUUGCCGCUAUGGCUUACGAUCACCACGACUAUCACUCGCAUCCGAGCUACAAAUUCGAGUAUGGAGUUAAGGACCCGCAUACCGGAGACCACAAGAGCCAGUGGGAACACCGGGACGGAGAUGUCGUCAAGGGAGCUUACACUCUGCAUGAGGCUGACGGAACCGAGCGAGUUGUUGAAUACUCGUCGGAUAAGCUCCAUGGAUUCCAGGCUCACGUGAAGCGCGUGGGACACGCUCACCACCCGGAAGUGUACGGUCAUCACGAGGGUGGACAAUCCUAUGGCGGCCAUGGCCACGGACACGCCAGCAGCUACGCUAACGGAAACCUCUUCCAGCAUCACCACUAA